Messenger RNA from Lycium barbarum (goji berry), 2352 nucleotides. RefSeq names its product exonuclease 1. The coding region runs from base 736 to 2235 and encodes 499 amino acids. Gene Ontology annotation, molecular function: 5'-flap endonuclease activity; DNA binding; metal ion binding. The record is from RefSeq and is a predicted model, not a curated record. NCBI's taxonomy places the organism in Eukaryota, Viridiplantae, Streptophyta, Magnoliopsida, Solanales, Solanaceae. The transcript has 12 exons.
AUAUUUAGUUGUUUGAAUGUAUUGAAAGUGAAAAUAAUUUUUUUGAUGUUUUUCAAAUUUUAAAUAUACUUGUAUUUAUUUGGAAUUUAUGGCCAAAUGUUGAUUUUGAAAUAAAGUGAAAACGUUUUCCAAAAAAAAAUGAAAAUUUUUCAUGGCCAAACGGGCCCUAAAAAAGAAAAAAAGAAGAAGCGAUUUUUACGUUCGCGCGGAAAAUUUUCCUAUGACUCCAAAAUUUCAAAUUUAUCUUCGCGGUAAAAAACAUUAAAAUGAGGAACCUCCAAGUUACAGUACUUGGUACAAGUGAAAACAACAUACGAAUAAAUGUCCACCACAUGUGCAUUGACUUAGUGUUUAAGUACGUGGUGCCUUCCCAUUGGAUGGUACAUUUUGAUGCCGUCAGUGUACUGUUACUUUACGUUUUUACUACAAGGUAUAUAUACACACAGCUCAUUUUUCAACACUUGCGCUUCUUCCCGCCAUUUUCUCCCACUUGUUCCAAUCUCCAUUUUUUCAUCUACAGAUCCAAAAGUUCAAGGAAGAAAAAUACCCAGAAGCUUCUAGAAGAAUUAAAGAGAAGAAAAAUGGGUAUCAAAGAUCUCCUCAGGUUUAUGAAGCCCUAUGUUGAAACUGCCCAUGUAAAAAAAUACGCUGGCAAAAGGGUUGGAAUUGAUGCUUAUUCUUGGCUUCAUAAAGGAGAAUCAGUAAAAGCUGUGAUUUUCAGCAUAUUCAUGUAGUAUGGAGCUUUGUCUUAACUCGGAGGGCGACAAGAAAUUGCAGUACUUGAACUACUUCAUGCAUCGAAUCAAUAUGCUUCGACAUUAUAAGAUCAUUCCCGUAGUUGUUUUUGACGGCGGAAACUUACCCUGCAAGGGGGCUACUGAAGACGAGAGGCACAAGAGAAGGCAAACAAACAGAGAUCAGGCAAUGUUGAAGCUAAAGGAAGGAAAUGUUGGUGGCGCCAUUGAGCUCUUCCAGAGGGCAAUAAGUGUCACUCCAUCAAUGGCACAUCAACUCAUACAGAUUCUGAAGUCAGAGAAUAUAGAAUUUGUUGUAGCACCAUAUGAAGCUGAUGCACAAUUAGCCUACUUGUCUUACCUUGAAGAAGAAAAGAAGGGAAUUGUGGCAGUAAUUUCUGAGGAUAGCGACUUACUGGCAUAUGGAUGUCCCGCUGUUUUCUUUAAGAUGGAUGCCCAUGGCAAUGGUCAAGAAGUGGUACUAGACAAUGUUUUCAGUUGUGUUACUCGUGUUCCUUCCUUCAGACAUUUCAACAAAGAUUUAUUUACAGGCAUGUGUAUCUUAGCUGGCUGCGAUUUUCUUCCGUCAGUCCCUGGUAUAGGAAUUACAAAAGCUUAUAAUCUGGUCUCCAAGUAUCGUAACUUAGAUCGAGUUCUUUCCAUGUUAAAGUUUGAGAAGGGAGAUCAAGUGCCUGAAGAUUACACAAAAUCAUUUAAAGAAGCCGUUGCAGUUUUCCAUCAUGCUAGAAUAUAUGAUGUUAGUUUGAAGCGGAUCAAGCACUUGAAACCCGUUCCAGAAGAGCUGUUGCAGUUUCUGGAUGAAGAACUUGACUUCUUAGGACCAGAAAUUCUUCCAUCAUUGGCAACUGCAAUUGCUCAAGGUAACAUAGAUCCUUGUACAAUGGAGGCCUUCAAUGUCUUUCCAAGUAUGGUAAAUCACGUGUCUACUGCAAACAUCAAGAAAAUUUGUGGUCCCUUCUCUCGACAAGAGGCAUCUACUCAAGCUUCAAAAGACAGCACAGUUUUUGCUAUUUCUUCAAGUAAAUCCAGAAAAGAAACAACAGUGGAGUCGAAGCAAGCCUCGGAUGAAUGGAAGCAGAGUCAAUUUAUGGAAGAAAGUGAGUGCUUAGAGGAAGCAGUAGCUCUUCAAAACAUGCUAUGCCCUUCAAUAUCAACUCGGAAAUUGGUGGGAGAACAGAAAAUGAGUCAUCAGAAAGAAGUGUUGAAAGUUCCAGAUAACAAUCCUUUUAGGAAAAGAAAAGUGGAGGAAAUUGAGCCAGAUGAGAUGGAUAGUGUUACUGAACUAGUCUCAGAAAUAACUGAGGUUGAAAGACUGGAAGUUGUAUGUACCACUCCAGAAUCACAAAAAAGUGUGGAAUCUAAGCCGGUUAACAGGAUUGAGUCAAGAAGAGUUACCAAAGAAAAGAAGGUUAAGAGGAGUAAUUGUCAAAGUUCAGAAAACAAGAAAAACACUAUAUUGAAUUUCUUUUCUCGAGUGUAAUUUAUAAAAUUUUGCUCCACAUCUAUUUCCUGUGUCAAUCACUUUUUUCUAGUCUAGAAUCUCGUAAAUUUCUUAAUUUUAUCAUCAAUUAUACAUAACUACUGUCAUUGUUCCACU